Molecule: messenger RNA, 312 nt
Organism: Aspergillus pseudotamarii
Lineage: Eukaryota; Fungi; Ascomycota; Eurotiomycetes; Eurotiales; Aspergillaceae
Exons: 1
Coding region: 1-312 (103 amino acids)
Source: RefSeq, a predicted model, not a curated record
AUGUCAGAUAUUUCUACCUGGACUAUCUACGGUCAAUCUAAACUGGCAAAUAUUCACUACUCCAGAGAUUUGGCUCAACGGCAUCCGGAGAUAAAGUUUAUCAGUCUCCAUCCUGGUAUCGUUAAGACGAAUCUUGGGACAGAAUUCAUCUCGGAUUCCGAGUUGGUGGUCGCUGCUGCUCUCAAGUUUGCCAUGAGGUCUACAACGGUUGAUGCUCGCGGAGGAGUUUUCAACGCUCUUUGGGCUGCAACUAGCACCGCUGCAAAAUCGGGGGUGUUUUAUUACCCUGUGGGGAUAACUGGAAAAAUUUGA